UUUGCUUUGGGUCGGUGGGCGAGGUGGUGCGGCGGCGGGAGGCGAGGCUGCAGGAGCUGAGGGCGGAGGCAAGGUCCACCGAGUCGCGUCUGAGUGCCGCUGUGGACGCCGCCAGCUCGCAGCUGGCCCGGGCGCAGGAGGGGCUGCGGCUGAAGCGGCAGCAGCUGGAGGAGAACAGGGCGGCGAUCAGCAGCUGCGGGGCGCAGAUCCAGAGCAGCCAGGUGACGGAGGUGGGCGCCCGGGCGCUGCGGGAGGAGGCGGAGCGGGCGGAGGAGGCGUACCGCAGGAAGCAGUCCGAGGAGUCCUGCAGCCCGCUGCCCCGGCAGCUGGACGCCGCGCGGGCCGAGGUGGAGGGGCGCGGGCGGCGCAUCUCGGAGCUGCGGGCGGAGCGGCAGCGGGCGGCGGCGGCGGCGGAGGGGGGCGCGGCGCUGCGGAUGAAGCGGACGGACCUGGAGGCCAAGGAGGAGC
This is a messenger RNA of Astrephomene gubernaculifera, 468 nucleotides long. The record is from the annotation of a GenBank genome assembly. Lineage: Eukaryota; Viridiplantae; Chlorophyta; Chlorophyceae; Chlamydomonadales; Astrephomenaceae.